Messenger RNA from Sinocyclocheilus rhinocerous, 573 nucleotides. RefSeq names its product caspase-1-A-like. Gene Ontology annotation, cellular component: NLRP3 inflammasome complex; AIM2 inflammasome complex; IPAF inflammasome complex. The transcript is spliced from 4 exons. The annotation marks the transcript as partial. Gene Ontology annotation, molecular function: cysteine-type endopeptidase activity. Gene Ontology annotation, biological process: regulation of inflammatory response; proteolysis. The record is from RefSeq and is a predicted model, not a curated record. NCBI's taxonomy places the organism in Eukaryota, Metazoa, Chordata, Actinopteri, Cypriniformes, Cyprinidae.
GCAAUAAAUAUAGCAGUCAAGAACUUCUCUAAACGUUAUGAACAUCGAGACUCGGACAGCACCUUUGUGAUUAUUAUGUCUCAUGGGAAACGAAUCAAAAAUAAAGAUGCCAUUUUAGGUGUCCAUUAUCAUAAAUAUCUACACUCCAAUGAUUACUUCUUUGUUGAGAACAUCUUCUCCCAUUUUAACUCAGUCAAUUGUCCGGCUCUGACUGAUAAACCAAAGGUUAUUCUCAUUCAGGCCUGCAGAGGAGAGCAUGAAGGAGGUGUGUGCGUCAGUGACAGUGUGCCUGAAUCAGACUCCUGGGUUCACAGGGAGAAAGACUUUGUUUGCUUUAUGUCCACCCUUCCUGAUGUCUAUGCAUACAGGAGUCCAGACAAUGGAAGUUAUUUAAUCAAUUACAUAGUGGACGUGUUUGGCACAAGCGCUCAUAAAUAUGACAUUAUGGAGUUGUUCAGGAGUGUGGCCUCACGCAUGGAGAUUGACCCACGUUUCACACGCGAGAAGCAAAUAUUGCCGUGUAUUGAAAGGACGACCCUUGUAAGGAAAUUCUACCUGUUCCCUGGACUCUAA